AUAAAAAAACAUUACAAUCCACAGAUAUUUGCAAUCAUAAUCCUAUAAAAUUUUAGAAAUACACAAAUUUACAUACACCAAUAAAUGUAAAUUCUGUGCAAGGUGACACUGUCCGGUAAAAAAUCAUUUGAAAAUAUUUGAAAAUCUAUUAAUUUCUAAUAGAAAGAGAAAGAACAAGAUUAAGUAAAGACUUCAAAAAGUUAAAAAACUGUACUUUUAAUCGAACAGAAAGUUGGACAUUGUUCAAACAUUUAUAAUAAUUCUAGGGGUCAAUGAGCUUUCAUGUUUUAUACUUGACGCAAGAUCUACAGAUCUUAUAACUUGUUCCGUCUGUACUGGCCAGUAGUCACAGUACACUGUGUAUUAAAAGAAAUGGCAGUAGACUUGGAUCCGAAUGAUCCUCAAAUACGUUUAUCACAAUUUCUUUAUGUUGGAAAAGAAUAUCCCGAUUAUCAACCAGGAAAUUGGUUUGUCCAUAAUUACUUCUUAGCUAAAAAUGUUCCAUCUAUAGAAGAACUCGCAGAGAAUAUAGAGAAGCAACUGUUACCAGUGGAAAUUAUUACAAAGGCAUUUGAAAGUAACCUUGUUCCAAAUCCAGAGACAUUAGUAUUUGCACUUGCUGUUUGCUGUAGACAAAUGAAAAGUGAGACUUUACGUCAUGCAGCUUACGCAGCCCUGAAUAAAAUUUGUUCAUCCCCGCAACAUUUUAUCUUGUUUAUCAAAUUUGCCUCCCAAAUAAGUAAACAAAAAGAACUCGAUGCAAAUAGUAGCUCAAAGCACGGAUGGGGUCAAGGCUUAAGAAAGGCUGUAAAUCAUUGGUAUUUGUCAAAAACUCCAAUGGAGUUGGCAAAGUGUGUAACAAGGUAUAGAGGCAGAUACGGUUGGAAGCAUAAAGAUAUCAUAAAACUAUCACAUCCUGUAUCCAAGAAUCCUGGUGGAGAAAUUGUUUUUAAAUAUAUAAUACGAGGUUUGGAAGAAAUUAAUAAAUCGUUUGAUGAGAAUUCUGAAUUCACGGAAAUAAUAGAAUACAUUAAAAAUGUUGAAGACUUUAAACACUGCAGCGACCAAGUUCGGGCUGCUGCUCUUUUAGAAACCUAUAAACUGACAUUGGAUCAUGUACCUGGACAUUUGUUAAAGUCUAAAGAAAUUUGGAAUGCAUUAAUACCGUCAAUGGAUUUGCACAUGCUCUUAACUAAUCUGCAGAGAAUACAUAAUCUUGAAUUAUUAAGACCAAACUCGCCAACAGUUUCUAAAGUAACAGAGCAACUUAUUAAUGACGAAAAUAUAUCCCGAAGUAAGGUUCAUCCAGCUCUAGUAUUAGUUACAAUAAGGGAUUAUGAAAAUUCUGGAAAACCAUUAACGUAUGAAAAAAGAAAAAUUAGAGAACAGUUUGAUAAACCUUUACCAGCUCCACCUAAACCGAAUUCUAAAAUCAUUGAUGCUCUCUAUAAACUGUUAAAUCUUUCAUUUGCUCAUAUUCAACCAACUGGUUUACGUUACAUGGUAACAAUUAAUAUGAACAAAGUGAUGUUGGAAACGCAUGCUUGGCGUAGCGGAAAUGUAAAUGGUGCCGAAGCAGGGUGCAUGAUAGCACUUGCGCUUCUUCGCAGUGAGAAGAAUGUCACCAUAGCGACGUUUAAAAAUGUUGGUAUUCAUACUGUAAACAUUGACAAAACUGCUUCCUUUGGUCAGGCUAUGAGAAGAUUGCAACAGAUGCCUGUUGGAAAUGUAAAUUUGGGUAAACCGAUGUCGUGGGCCGCUUAUCAAAAUAAUAAAUACGACGUAUUUAUUAACGUCGUAGAUCAAAUAUUCGAAAAAACUGAUACUUCUGAAGAGGCUCUUCAAGCAUACAAAGCUAAAGUUAAACUUCCAAAUACAAAGUUAAUAAAUUGUGCUGUAUGUUCAUCGUCGACGUACCGUAAGAAAAAAGUUGAUGGAAAUAUUUUAACAAUUAACGGGUUUGACGCUACUGUACCUGUAAUUAUACAGGCUUUUGCAAAAUCUCUCUUCUAAUUACUGCAUGCAUAGCAGUUCUUUCUUUGGCAAGCAAGUACUAGCUGACCAAUUACUACGCUAUACGAUUAUGGCAUUGUCAAUUAAGGAAUACAUUCAAACACGUACACUGUUACGAUUAGACCCGUCAAAAGUAAUUUCCAAUAAUCUAUCAAUUCUACUAGUCUGAUGCUGAUGCUACUAGUAGUCAAAGCAUAGAAAAUUACUAUUUUCUACUGUUAAAAGAAAAGUAGAGAGCUUGUUGUUAACUUGUUGUUCCCAAGUAUUCAAACAGAAACAACGCGAACAUUUCAAUAGGAUAUUAAAGAAAGAAAGAAAAAAAAAAAAUUUGUUUUAAAAUAAUGCCGAAAAAAUUAUUUAAUUUAAAACAAUCUCUCUCGACGAUUUCGAAUUAAUUCUAAAAAUUACCAGUUGACAUUAUAUAUUUAAUUUAAUACAUACAUACAUAUAUGUUUGGUACGAUUAGAGAGAAAGAACUGUUCGGCACUUAACGUUAAUUCGUUUCUAAUUCCUAACAUUAUAAUUAUCCAAUAUCAAUAUUAAUAUCUCAACAUUACUAAAUAUUUACUGCAUGUUUUUAGCAUUUAGAGUGAGCUGUGUAAUUUUUGAUAUAAUUUUAUUUGCGUUUAAAGGGUGGUCCAAUGAACUCUGUAAAUAUUUCUUUACACAACGGAUAACACAAUGACAAAUGAAUCGAUAAUUGACAAGUAAAUGAAUGUGAUACAUCUGUGAUCGACCACUUGAUUAGAUAAAGGAAGAUAUUUCAAACGACAUGGACCACUUUAUGUCAUUUAGAAACAGGUAUAGAUUUAUUAAUGUGUCGUUUUCCAUUUUAUAAAAUCCGUUGCGCAGCUAAAAAAAAAAAAAUAAUUAGGAUAAGACUGCAUAUUAGAUACGAGGCAAGUAUCUAAAACAGCCUAUGGGGCAUUUUUCAAUUAAUGUUAAAAGAUACUUUUACUUUAAUCAUAUCUGCUUAUUUCAACUGGUUAACGGUAAAGGUGUCUGUAAAAUCUCUAUCGAAACAUAUAUAUAUAUAUAUAUAUAUAUACAUAUAGAUGUAACGUAAUGUUUAAGAUAUUACACAUUUAGGGCUGGUGCGCUUCUGGAAGUCUGAAUUAGAAUUUAAAAAGAGAAAAAAAAAAGAAAAAAAGAUAGAAUGUUGAAAAUUUUCCCACUGUGAUAUGCAUUUAGCCCCAAAGAAUAUAGACUUACAUUAGUAUAAUUUUACUGUUAUAUUUCAUAUUUGCCAUAUCCAAAGUAAAUACGACAAAUACUAAAUACAAUACUAAUAUAAUACUGUGAUACAAAGUACAUUGUUAUUGUUCAAACUAGGAGAAAAGAUAAGUGAAAAGUAAAACCAGAAGCGCACCAUAUGCCUGCUUUAUUUGUUGAUUAGUACAUCUAUUAGUACACCAAUUUUCUUUUUUCCUUUAUUGUUAAAAAUACGAGAUAAUUUCCAGAGAUACCUCUGAUCUUGUGUAAAUCGAUCCUUGAAUUACCAUUAUGAAGAAAAAAAAAGAAAAAAAAAAGACUUUUAGUUUUCAAAGUGAAAAGCAAGAUUUUUUCUUAAAGUAUGUCGCUAAAAAGUACAGCGUGGAUGAAUUCUCAGGUUUGACAAACAUUUAAAUUAAGUGCCUAAAUGUUCACGUGUUCUUUGCAGCCCUCUCGGUAAUUCAUGGAUCGAUGUCAAUCGUGUAUGAUUAAUUUGAAUUACACGUACAUAAAUUAUAGAGAGAUGCAUAGCGAUAUUAUAGUUUCCCCUAUAUGGAAGAAACGAAAUUGAAUCGGAUAAAAAGGUAUAUGCAUUAGCGUUAAUAUUUCUUCGAAUUGAAGUUCACCUUGUAAUCUUUAAUCUUAUUGUUAGUUGCGCGACACCAUGGAACUUUUUAUAACUCAUAAGUUAUCAAGAAAUGAUAGUAUUUUUUAGACAAGUUUUCCUAAUCGAAGUUCAUGGAUCUACAAUGCGCUCGAAAGAUUAUUUAUACAUAUAUGUAUAGCGAAGUCUCUCCCGUCGUCCCAUUGAAACGUGGAGGAAAAGAAAAUGAAAUUUUUUUUUUUCUCUUCAUAAAAUCAUUACGCUAAUAGAUGAUUAAAUAUUUUAAAUAUUUUUAAAAGUCGCGCAUCUAAUUACUAUUUAUUCAUUGCGUAAAGGUAACAAACCGUAUGCUACAUUUGUAUUUGUAGCUUAUUAUAUUCGAUAAUAUCACGUAAAACUAGCUUAAUGUAUUAUACGUGCUAUUAUACCUAACGAUCGAAGAGAACAUAAUCUUACGUUUGGUCACUGUCAUUUUUUAACUGCCAUUUUUUAUGUACUAAACAUUGUAAUCGUGAACUAACUUUAGCAUUGAUACGAAAAGUAAUCGAUGCAAUUACAUCAAGGUUUAAUUAAUUCACCGAAUAAUAUCUAGUUCAACAAUCUUACGUAUUUGUUAAAAUUUAAUUAGAAACAUUCAGUCGCCCUUGAAAUCGUAAUGAAAUUUCUUCUCGAUCGUAAAAUAGACAUGUUUAUUGUCUAUUGCAAAAGGAACGAAAACAUAGUGGGGAAAAAAAAGAAAGGUAAAAAGCUUGAACGAUACCUUUUACAUUCAUGCUUCUCUUUCGAAGAUACUGGUUUCAAUCCGUGCCGUUCUGUCCGAUUGAAACCUGAAAAACAAUACGUUGUAUUAUAAUAGAAUUCAAAAUAUAUCGUUUACACAAAGUAUCGGGUAAUCUUGAUUGUGGUUGCAUUUUGUUCAAACACAAGCGAGAAAGAAAUCAGCUUCCUUGAUAAAAAUGAACUUUUACAAAUCGUUUGUCUACAAAUAAUAUAUUCUCAGAUAAAGUCUCAGAACGGAGGUGAAUACGAUGACAAAAAAUGUUCCUUAGGAUUAAUGAAAUCCAACAAAAAAUGAGAAAAGUUGUUGUACUCGCAUUUUUAGUACAUUACUCAUCAACGAAUCCAAUAGAAAAACGCUCACCGGCUAUCGUUUUGUAUAAAUCUUUUGAAAUAAUGCCAAAAAAAAGAAAAGAAAAAUUAAAUUUUAAUCCUUAUUCUGAAUAUUGUAAAUACGUAUGUAUGUAUGUAUGUAUGUAUGUAUGUAUUCGAAAUGGGUAUGCACUAAUAAUGUUCACAAAAAUUCAAGUAUUUAAAUCAUGAUUCACAUGGAAUGCCUACUUUUCGGCCUUACUUUUGUAUAAAAUAAAAAGAGAAAGAGAAAAAGUUGGAAACUUUCUGCAAAGUAGACAUUCAUUCGACAACCUUUAAAGAUGUUAUAUGUAGUUGUCGGUUAUUUAUUAUCCAUGAAUGGUAUAAUGAUAUAGUAUGUUUUUAUGCUUAAAAAAAGUAUUACUAUUUUUUAAUUUUUUUUUUUCUAACAUCGUUACUUUUGUAAAUUAUAAAAUCAAAAUCUAUUCUAUGGAAACAGAAAAAAAAGGCAAUCAUAUGAAAUUAAAUGACAAAAGAUUUCUUCGCUAUAAUGGAAAAUGAUUGUCAUGGAAUUCCAAUGGUAUUUUUGUACCCAAAAUGAUCUGUAUGUACACUUUAGAAAUAUAUAUUUAAUAAUUGAAACGCUACGAUAUGAACUAACGAUAAAAUAUCAAAAAGCAAGUUAUAAAUACAAAAGAGUAUGUUAUCGUUCAUCAUCAUCAUUAUCAUUAUCAUUAUUAUUAUUAUUAUUAUUAUUAUUAUUAUUAUUAUGUCUGUCGAUAUUAUAUUUCGAUACAAAAAGUUAUAAAGAAUGAAUCCUGCCUGUAAAGUUUCAACUGUUUCUGUUACAAGAUCAAACUGCAUCUUCAAAUAAAAUUUGUUCGAAAUUCA
Osmia bicornis bicornis is the source of this 5809-nucleotide messenger RNA. RefSeq names its product 60 kDa SS-A/Ro ribonucleoprotein-like. Gene Ontology annotation, molecular function: RNA binding. The record is from RefSeq and is a predicted model, not a curated record. The coding region runs from base 373 to 2013 and encodes 546 amino acids. The transcript is spliced from 8 exons. Gene Ontology annotation, cellular component: ribonucleoprotein complex. Lineage: Eukaryota; Metazoa; Arthropoda; Insecta; Hymenoptera; Megachilidae.